Dentiscutata erythropus is the source of this 255-nucleotide messenger RNA. The record is from the annotation of a GenBank genome assembly. Lineage: Eukaryota; Fungi; Glomeromycota; Glomeromycetes; Diversisporales; Gigasporaceae.
AUGUCGAUUACAUUUCUUUGCCUUGUCCAAGGAGAGCCAAUUACACAAGCUUUUGCUAUUGACAUCAAUAGUAACAUGUUAAUUAGCUAUCUCAAGAAAGCCAUUAAAUCAGAGCUUUACCCACAAUUUGAUAAUGUACCAUUUAAAGACAUUAAAUUGUGGAAGGUCGAAAUUCCAAAAUGGGUAAUGUCCACUAAAAACGAAGAUUGGACUAUUGGUCUACAACAAGUUAUUCUUGCCAUGAAUAAUUCUUAA